CGCGCCCUUCGUCCGCCGCCUGUGGGCCGGCGGCUCCGUCACCUUCGCCGACGGCUGGGAGGAGCGCCUGCGCCUGGACGGCCGGCGCGCCGUCUGCGUCGAGUCCGUCGAGCCGCCGCUGCUCCGGGCCGGCGGCGCCCCCGACGCCGACGUCCCGGGCCUGCAGGGCUCCUCCGAAAAGGUCCUCGUCGACGUGGUCAGGCGGUACGGCCCCGUCGAGUACCACGGCGGCGGCAGCAGCGACGGCACGGCGCGCGGCAAGGCCGAGGCGCAGGCGCAAAUGCAGGGCGAGGCCGCCGACGAGAGGGCCGUUGCCGUCGUGCGGGCCCGCCCGGACGUCGAGGAGGUGAGAAGGCUGGUGUUCCUGAGGGAGAGCGACGGCGCGCUGGCGGAUCGGCCGAGGAAGGUCGUGAGAUCACCCUUCAAGGCCGACUCGAGCUUCACCAUCACCCCUGACGCGAGGCUCCUCUUCCACUUCAGCGCCCUGACCUUCAACGCCCACGCCAUCCACAUCGACCCGCUGUACGCGCGCGAACAGGAGGGCCACGCGGGGAUCCUGGUGCACGGCCCGCUGACCCUCUCACUCAUGCUAGCGCUGGUGCGGUCGCGGCUGGGCGAGGUCGUCGCCGAGGCCGAGGCCGAGGACGGGACAGGGGCAGCGGCUGCAACAGCAGCUGACCAGGGCUGGCACCUGCUCAACCUGGACUACAGGAACGUAGCGCCGCUGUACGCCGGGGAGGCGAUGAAGGUGUGCCUGAAGCUGAGCGCCAACGAGAGCGACGCCAGCAAGAAGAAGUGGCACGUCUGGGUCGAGGGCCCCGAGGGCGGCUUGGCCGUCAAGGGGACGGCCAUCGCCAUGAGGCCUAUCUAUCGCAAGACGACGCGCAAGUCUUGGGCAUGAGGUGCCCAAGUGGGUAAUCCGAUGGCAUUUUAUUCCCCCAAUGUAUGUAUGUAUUUAUAGAGCUUGAGCUUUUGUUGGAUGUAAAUCAUCUCCGUCCCGUGGCAGGUGUGAAUGUGCCAGCCCGUCUAUGGAUGGGUAUCACCUAUGUUCCAACAUCGUGUAGACUUAUGUACAACAAUAUAAUACUAAG
Messenger RNA from Phialemonium atrogriseum, 1091 nucleotides. Its product is annotated as HotDog domain-containing protein. Lineage: Eukaryota; Fungi; Ascomycota; Sordariomycetes; Cephalothecales; Cephalothecaceae. The record is from RefSeq and is a predicted model, not a curated record. Bases 281 to 901 code for a protein of 206 amino acids. The transcript has 2 exons. Gene Ontology annotation, cellular component: mitochondrion. Gene Ontology annotation, molecular function: (3R)-hydroxyacyl-[acyl-carrier-protein] dehydratase activity.